UCACGAUUUCCGAGACACAGAAGUCAAUCUACGACAAAUCGACCGCAUCGUUUUUCUUUACCAAUCUUUCGAAUUAGGGUUUCUGCGAAAUUUCCCGUAAAGAAUGGGGGGCCAUGGUGCUGUAGAGGUGGCCAAGACGGUUCUCGAGGUCGCCGACGUGGCAUGGGCGGCGGCGGAAUGUUGCCAUCAUUUCCACCACCACGACGGAACACACGAUAACCAAGAUAACCCAGAGGCAACGAAAGAGAAAGAAUUGGAGUAUCUAAAAUCAGAGAAUCGCCGUCUCAGAAACCUUCUUGACCAAAACCUGAAGCUCCUUCAGAAUCUAUCUGAAUCUCCUACCCUCUUAAACGACUGCCCACCGGACCUGUAUGCGCGCCUGAUAUCUACAGUUGAUUCUAAAAACUUCUUGAUUCGACUCAAAGCUCUCCACGAAGCCAAUACUAAUGUUGAGUUUCCAUUCAAGGAGGCUACAGGAGAUGAUGUGCAUUCAGCUGAAAUUUUGAUUAAUGUCGACCACGAAGAACCCAGUUGGUGGGUGUGGGUAACUGAUGAAAUGGUUCCAAACAAUGUGGAGGAGUGGAGUGGUAUUGAUGAUGAGAAUUAUAUCAUUGUCAGUGAAGAACAUGUUGUUGAUGGGGUAGCCAACUUUAUGGCUAAAUGCAUUGUGUCUAACCCUAAAGCUCAGAAUUUGACACCAGAAGAGCUGCAGAAAACUCUUGUAAAAGCAUUGGGUGGAGUCGGGAAAGUGGAGAAGAUUAUGAGUAUCUGGCAUGCUGGGAAGAUGUUCUACACACUGUCAACCUGGGGACUUGCAUUGACAGGGUUGUAUAGGAGCCGUGCUAUAUUGAAACUUGCUGCACAGGGUAUCCACACAACCGGCAAAGUCGUUCUCAAGACUUUAUAAAGUAGAUGCAUGAUGACAAUCGAAAAAGUCUAUUGUUGAACAAUAUUGGUGCCUGUAUUUCUCGUGGUGUCUCAAUCAUUCGUAAUUGUGUAAAUAUUGUAAAAAAAUUUGGCAUUUACACUUGGCGUCAUUGAUUAAGUGUAUCAAAUCCUCUGUUCUUGCUGUUGUACUUCAUGUCUCUAUGCAGUCACCAUUUCUUAUUCCUUCACAUGGUUGAUGAAAAUACCACAAAUUUUGCUAGCAGCACCAUAAAAAUAUGUUUAUUCCCACGAGUUACACCAAAACUAGAGAAUACUCGAGGAUCAUGCUCACCAUUUCCAAAGAAAAAUGCCACUACAAGCGAGGAGCAUGCCAAAACUGUUUGUCUCAUUUCUAUAUCCUAUAAAUAAUAUGACAUUAAUUUGACUUAUAUUGUUGAGUGAGGGAAUGCAAGAAACAAGAAUAUGGAGACAACACAUUCUGAAUGUUAGAGCAGGACUUCAAGAAACCAAGAGCAGGGUCUUCUGGUCUUCAAGCAUCUCGCAGAUGAGAAUCACUAUAAAGAGAAAAUUCACACCAGGGGGUCAAGAAAGAAAAAUUUAGGGGAAACAACAAAAUAUUAUACCAGCAGACUCAGCAACUCAAAAUUUACAUUGACUGUAAAUAGAAAUUCACAUUACAGACUAUAAAUAGAAAUUCGCAUU
Rubroshorea leprosula is the source of this 1590-nucleotide messenger RNA. Lineage: Eukaryota; Viridiplantae; Streptophyta; Magnoliopsida; Malvales; Dipterocarpaceae. The record is from the annotation of a GenBank genome assembly.